Messenger RNA from Thecamonas trahens ATCC 50062, 850 nucleotides. Its product is annotated as ribosomal protein S5. NCBI's taxonomy places the organism in Eukaryota, Apusomonadida, Apusomonadidae. Gene Ontology annotation, molecular function: RNA binding; structural constituent of ribosome. Gene Ontology annotation, cellular component: ribosome. Bases 1 to 822 code for a protein of 273 amino acids. Gene Ontology annotation, biological process: translation. The record is from RefSeq and is a predicted model, not a curated record. The transcript is spliced from 2 exons.
AUGGAUGGGGCUGAGUCUGGGGUCGGGGCGGUUUGCGGGCGGUGGGCUGCGGCGGUGGCGCUGACGCGCAAGAUGGCGACCGGGGCCGGGGCCGGGGCCGGUUCUGGCCCGGGCGGCGAGGGCAAGCGCGGCGGGCGCGGGCGGGCUGGGCGCAACGUUGCAAGCAGCGGGGCAAAGCGGCCGGGGCCGAAUGGGGUGCUCCGCGGAGUGCCGCGCGAGCCGCUGCGGGAGGAGCCGAAGAUGCGGUACGCCGGGUUUGACAACCCCAACUCGCGCGAGUUUACGCCGUACCCGUACCAGCACAUCAUGCGGGUCAAUCGUGUGGUGAACGUGACCAAGGGUGGACGUCGGCAGUCAUUCAACGCCCUGGUGGUGCUGGGCAACAUGCGCGGCUCGGCAGGCUUUGGGUUUGGCAAGGGCACGGACGUGCGGGCGGCGGUGAAGCGGGCGUUCUCAGACGCACACAAGAACGUCAUUUACGUCGACAUGUACAAUGGGCGGACGGUGAACCACGAGCUGUUCUACAAGUACGGUGCAUCGAAGGUGCUCAUCCGGCCGCAGCGCAAGGACGGCCCGUACCGGGCGGGGCGGCCGUAUCUCCCAGUCCUCGAGGCGUUUGGCUUCAAGGAGGUCUCGAUCAAGACCCACGGCUCGCGCAACAUGCUCAACGUGCUCAAGGCGAUCUGGAACGCGCUUGCGCGGCAUCGGUCGGCCGAAGAUGUGGCGCGGGCCCGCGGCAAGACGCUGGUCGACGUCUCGGGCGCGCACCCGGACCCGCGCAAGCGUCGGCUUGAUCCGAACGCGCACUUUUACGAGCUGUAGAAAAUGAAGGAAAUGCAAGCAGCGAGAA